Alternaria triticimaculans is the source of this 326-nucleotide messenger RNA. RefSeq lists its product as uncharacterized. The transcript has a single exon. NCBI's taxonomy places the organism in Eukaryota, Fungi, Ascomycota, Dothideomycetes, Pleosporales, Pleosporaceae. The record is from RefSeq and is a predicted model, not a curated record. The annotation marks the transcript as partial.
CCAUCAAAACAAGCAAAGCCAUCCAAGCCGCAGAAUGCAGCCACAACACCCGCACGUCCGGCCAGACCUUUGCCGUCUUCACCCAAGACCACCAGUACGACGGUAACCACGGGUACCCGUACGGCACAUGUGAAGCGUAUAACUGCGCGCCGGGAAGUGCGAUGAAGAAGAAAGCGGGGACUUGGACGUUCUUUUGGGCGAAGGCGGGGGUUGAGGGAGAGGAGGAGGGAGAUGGCGCGGGGUGUAUUAAGAGUCCGAAGGAUGGGAGUUGUGGGUGUGAGAAUUCGGAUGGUACGUUCGUUUACAAGGGGACGAACUGCAAAUAG